AUGCUUGCCUUUCUCUACUUUGUACAAAUGCUUAUAAACCUCCCAAAGAUGUUGGUGCUCAGCUGGAAUAAUAUGAUAUUUCCACCAUCCGACUCAUCUCAACACUUCCGGAUAUCUACAGUAUCCCCAAGCCUAUGGAUGACGUCAUCUGACAUCAAUGUCAACUACCGUACCCUAAACCUAUCGAUUUGUCACGUAUCAAUUCAAGUGGCCACGUGGCGCAUUGAUGACGUCAUAGUUGAAGGAACGAGUUGUAGUCGGAUACUGAAAAUCGAUAAGCUGGGAGGACAACGGGUUACUGUAGAUAUAUUAAAGGCGCAUGGAGAAAUUCAGAGGAUAUCGGAGGUGGUGAAGGCGGACGGAAAGUUCUGGAUGGUUGCGAUUGGCGACUCGUUUUCAUCAGGACAGGGGAAUCCGGAUAAGAAAAGCGAAAAUGGGAAAAAAGCAGAGUGGAUGGAUGAACCAUGCUACCGCUCAACCAAAGCCUUCCCCUACCUCAUCUCCCGCCACACGCCCAACUCCGCCCUCUCCUUCCUCUCCUGCUCCGGAUCCACCGUCGAGAAUUCGAUUAUUUCGAAAAAUGGACAGCUCGAACAUCUCCAACGUCUUAUCACGGCUCACGGAGCACCGCCCGACUUGCUAUUUUUGACGAUUGGUGGGAAUGAUAUUGGAUUCACCGAUGUCAUUUCAUUAAUACAGAGAGACUCGAAAAUCACGGAUAAGUUUGAUAUGAGAUUCUUCUUCGUCUCCCACCAAAUCGAUCGUGUCGCCUGGAAACUCAAAGAAAUGAACGUUUCCCGUGUAGUCCUUUUGGACUACUAUGACGUCACCAAAAAUGAAAAAGGAGAAGUGGACGGAUCGUGUGGAGCGUUUGGACGGGUAUCCCUACCAAACCUCCAGCUAGCGGAUCGUAAAAUUUUGCAACGCUUGAAUUCUCUACUCCGCCGAAAAGCGGCGGAGCACCGAUGGAUUACUGUAGACACCACGGACAUUUUCAGGACACGUGGCAUCUGUUCGAGUAGGAGUUUGAUACGGUCCCGCAACGAAUCGAUGAUGCUGCAGGGCAAUGAGUACGGUAGUUUUCAUCCGAACGAGGAGGCGCAUCGACUGAUUGCAGAGAGGAUUGUGAAGACGUUGGAGUUAUAA
Messenger RNA from Caenorhabditis remanei, 1146 nucleotides. RefSeq lists its product as uncharacterized. Gene Ontology annotation, molecular function: triacylglycerol lipase activity. Bases 1 to 1146 code for a protein of 381 amino acids. The record is from RefSeq and is a predicted model, not a curated record. The transcript has 6 exons. NCBI's taxonomy places the organism in Eukaryota, Metazoa, Nematoda, Chromadorea, Rhabditida, Rhabditidae. Gene Ontology annotation, biological process: triglyceride catabolic process.